UUCCUGCUUUUGGGACGGUAUACUAUUCCCGAGCGAGUAAGCGGAUGAAGCUUUGUCGCUGCAAAUGGUAGCUGAUGGCACUCCAUGCCCUCACAACAAGACUGCGUCAAGCGACAUGUCCCCAUGUCUUCCGUUCCCUCUCCAUCUUCCACAUCUCCACUCUUCCGUCAGUUUCCCCCCUCUCCCAUCCCGGCUUCGAUCAACUUGGGCAUUCACUCUCUGGGGCAUUUCGUCGAAAACCUUGUGAUUACUCCCCAUGUUCCCAUCUUUCUGGCCUCAGGUUUUUCUCCAUCCAGAUUCGCUGCGACCCAGAUGUCGUCCCCGAGAAAAGCGACCCCCAAGAGUCAACCGUGGUCGAAUUGCUCAAACAAGUCUCUCUACUUCCCACUGAAGCAGAGGUCAUGGAAUCUUUGAAGACUUCUGGGAUUGUCCCGAAUGGAGACUUGAUAUGUUCGGUAGUGUGGGCGUUGAGGGAAGAGUGGAGGCUGGCUGUUUUGGCUUUCAAAUGGGGCGACAAGUGGGGCUGCAUUGACGAGAAAGUUCUCAAUUUGAUGACUUGGAUGUUGGGAAGUCACGGAAAGUUCAGUAUUGCCUGGUGUUUGAUACGGGAUUCGCAUCGAUCUUCAGUGGAUACGAGGCAGGCUAUGCUAGUUAUGAUUGAUCGGUAUGCAGCUGCAAACAAUCCAACAAAGGCAAUCUGGACAUUUCACGUAAUGGAGAAAUUCAGGACUGCUCCGGAUGAGGAAGCAUACUGCGCCCUCCUGACUGCUCUCUGUAAGAAUGGAAACAUUGAAGAAGCCGAAGAAUUCAUGCUUCUGAAUAAAAAGCUCUUCCCCCUGGGAACUGAGAGCUUCAACAUUAUUUUGAAUGGUUGGUCUAAUGUUACUGUGGACGUGAUCGAAGCCAAGAGAGUUUGGAGAGAGAUGUCGAGAUGCUGCAUCACACCAAAUGCGACUUCAUAUACUCACAUGAUCUGCUGCUUCUCGAAGGUUAGUAACCUUUUCGACUGUUUGCGACUAUAUGACGAGAUGAAGAAGAGAGGUUGGGUUCCUGGACUUGAGGUGUACAACUCUCUAAUUUAUGUGCUUACUAGGGAGAAUUGCUUUAGUGAGGCCCUAAAAAUGUUGGAGAAACUGAAAGAAGAGGGUUUGCAUCCUAAUCACGCCACUUAUGAUUCCAUGAUACGUCCUCUAUGCGAAGCCAAAAAGCUAGAUGAGGCAAGAGCUGUUCUAUCUUCCAUGAUAGGUGACAACAUUCAGCCAACAAUUGAAACCUACCAUUCGUUUCUUGAAGUCACCAGUUUUGAAGGGACGCUGGAAGUUCUUUCUAUGAUGAGGAAAGCUGGUGUAGGUCCUACUGGAGAUACAUUCCUCUUAAUUCUUGAGAAGUUUUUCAAACUGAGCCAAGUGGAGAAUGCUUUGAGGAUUUGGGUUGAAAUGAGGCAAUAUGAAAUAGUGCCAGUUGCCCCACACUACCUUAAAGUGGUGCAUGGAUUGGCCACGUCUGGUUAUCUCAUUAAAGCCAAGGAAAUUUAUUCCGAGAUGAGAGCCAAAGGGUUCUUAGAUGAUCCAAAGUUGAAGAAACUGUUGUACAGAACGGCAAGACGUAAGAAGGAUAGAAGGGAAUGGCAUGCGGGGGAAGAUGAUAGGGGGGCAGGUGUGAACGUUAAGAAAGGAACUAUAUUGAGAUAACAAAGAAAAUUUGUGGAAGAUCAGACAUGGAGAAUGGGAGGACGUUACACGGAGUUUCCAAAUCCAGUGUGAAUGCCUAAUCAGAAGUUACCGUUGGGGUGUAACUUGUGGGGAAAGAAGCACUUCAUUCCAACACUCUGGUGACAAAUUGCCAUCACCAAGCGUGUUGUGCCUUGAAGGUGAGGUCGUCAAACAACAUGAGAAGUGAAGGUGCAUAGAUUCUUGAAAAAUGGUUUAUAGUAGAUUGCUCAGUGGAGACAAUCUAUACAAUGGCUGCAACUUUUUGGGUAGUUUUCCUGAUUCUCGAACAUAAAUGCUGUCAACUUGGUCGUGACCAUCUUGCAGUCGACUUUUGAUAUAGUCGCAUCUUGAAUGAGGGAUGUCAAACUUCUGCUGAGGUAGAAGUUUCCUCUGUUUAUGAACGACAGUGUCGAUGAGUUUGCAAUUAGAAAUUUAUGCCUGCACGAGAAUAUGACCAUUCAUGAAGCUCUUGAAGUUGAACUUGAUGCAUAAAUUGAUUUCUAGAACUAGGCCUAUGAGAAACUCUACAAAAGUGGAGCGAAAGACUAUGACAGGACCGUGCAAAGCAAUUGCUAGUAACAGAGAUAAAAGCAGAUGACCGAUGGACUUGAGGCAGCGCACACAGUUGUUGUAAAGUUUCAUAUGUUGCAGUCUUGUUGGCACUUUGUCUCAGGAUAUGUGAACUAGUUUAGUUCACCAUAUAGACAUGAGAUUAUGUAGUAACAUGUGAGAUAUUCAGUAAUACUCGACCCACAGUAAUGGUGAAUUGUUUUUAAAACUGCUGUAAAGACACGCAGAUUGAUGGCAAUUUUUGGUUUUGUGAUCGUUAAA
Molecule: messenger RNA, 2543 nt
Organism: Rhodamnia argentea
Lineage: Eukaryota; Viridiplantae; Streptophyta; Magnoliopsida; Myrtales; Myrtaceae
Product: pentatricopeptide repeat-containing protein At1g80880, mitochondrial
Exons: 2
Coding region: 75-1691 (538 amino acids)
Molecular function (GO): protein binding
Source: RefSeq, a predicted model, not a curated record